Molecule: messenger RNA, 7648 nt
Organism: Taeniopygia guttata (zebra finch)
Lineage: Eukaryota; Metazoa; Chordata; Aves; Passeriformes; Estrildidae
Gene: ANAPC7
Product: anaphase promoting complex subunit 7
Biological process (GO): protein ubiquitination; positive regulation of mitotic metaphase/anaphase transition; cell division
Cellular component (GO): anaphase-promoting complex
Molecular function (GO): protein binding
Source: RefSeq, a predicted model, not a curated record
GACCCCAGCGAGGCGCCAUUUUGGAGCGGCGGCGGCUCCGGGUCCGGUUCUUCUCUCGGGGUCUCUCCCGGUUCUUCCCUCGCCCCGUCCCGUCCCCUCCGCCCCGCCGGCGGCAGCAUGAGUGUGGUGGAGCACGUGCGCGAGAUGGCGGCCGCCGGGCUGCACUCCAACGUGCGGCUGCUCAGCGGGCUGCUCCUCACCAUGAGCGGCAACAACCCGGAGCUGUUCUCUCCCUCUCAGAAGUACCAGCUCCUUGUCUAUCAUGCAGAUUCCCUCUUCCAUGACAAGGAGUACAGGAAUGCUGUCAGCAAGUACACCAUGGCCUUACAGCAGAAAAAAGCCUUAAGUAAAACCUCCAAAGUCAGGCCUUCUACUGGGAAUGCUGCAUCCACACCCCAAAGCCAGUGUUUACCAUCAGAAAUUGAAGUGAAAUACAAAAUGGCUGAAUGUUACACAAUGCUGAAGCAAGAUAAAGAUGCCAUUGCUAUUCUUGAUGGGAUUCCUUCCAGGCAGAGAACUCCAAAGAUCAAUAUGAUGCUGGCAAAUCUCUACAAGAAGGCAGGCCAGGAGCGCUCCUCGGUGACGAGCUACAAAGAGGUGCUGAGGCAGUGUCCCUUGGCCCUGGAUGCCAUCCUAGGCUUGCUCUCGCUGUCGGUGAAGGGAGCAGAAGUGGCCUCCAUGACCAUCAACAUAAUCCAGAGCAUUCCCAACUUGGACUGGCUCUCCGUGUGGAUCAAGGCAUACGCCUUUGUGCAUACUGGAGACAACACCAGAGCAAUAAACACCAUUUGCUCUUUAGAGAAGAAGUCAUUGCUGAGGGAUAAUGUGGACUUGCUGGGGAGCUUAGCAGACCUAUACUUCAGAGCUGGAGACAAUAAAAACUCUAUCCUAAAAUUUGAACAAGCACAAAUGCUGGAUCCUUACCUAAUAAAAGGAAUGGAUGUUUAUGGUUAUUUACUGGCACGCGAGGGGCGGCUGGAGGAUGUGGAGAACUUGGGCUGCCGGCUCUUCAAUAUUUCUGACCAACAUGCAGAGCCCUGGGUGGUGUCUGGGUGUCACAGUUUCUACAGCAAAAGAUACUCCCGUGCCUUAUACUUGGGAGCCAAAGCUAUCCAGCUGAACAGCAACAGUGUCCAGGCGCUGCUGCUGAAGGGAGCUGCUCUGCGCAACAUGGGCCGGGUGCAGGAGGCCAUCAUCCACUUCCGAGAGGCCAUCCGCCUGGCGCCCUGCCGCCUCGACUGCUACGAGGGUCUCAUCGAGUGUUACCUGGCAUCCAACAGCAUCCGUGAAGCCAUGGUGAUGGCAAACAACGUCUACAAAACCCUGGGGGCAAAUGCACAGACCCUCACCCUGCUGGCCACAGUCUGCCUGGAGGACCCAGUCACGCAGGAAAAGGCAAAAACAUUGCUGGACAAAGCUCUCACACAAAGACCUGACUAUAUUAAAGCUGUGGUAAAGAAAGCAGAACUUCUCAGCAGAGAGCAGAAGUAUGAAGAUGGGAUUGCCUUGCUGAGGAAUGCCCUGGCCAACCAGAGUGACUGUGUCCUGCACCGCAUCCUGGGGGACUUCCUGGUGGCUGUCAACGAGUACCAGGAGGCCAUGGACCAGUACAGCAUCGCCCUGAGUUUGGAUCCAAAUGAUCAGAAGUCACUGGAAGGAUUGCAGAAAAUGGAAAAAGAGGAAAGUCCAACAGAUGCCACCCAGGAAGAAGAUGUGGAUGACAUGGAGGGAAGUGGAGAAGAGGGGGACUUGGAAGGCAGUGACAGUGAAGCAGCUCAGUGGGCAGAUCAAGAACAGUGGUUUGGGAUGCAGUAAAAGCCUCCUGCUGCUUCUUUUGGCACUUGAACACACCACUAGGGCCACUCUUCUUAGACGAACAGAGACUCUGAUUCUUUUUCAGUAACAGAGGACUUGGGUUUUAUUUGCAACUUUCAUUUUGAAAAAAUCCUGCUAAAACUAACACCAUCAGAAUCUGAGGUGUGUAAUGAGCCUGUUGUUUGUGAUGAAAACAAUGUCUGAGUUCUGUCCAGGCUGAGUGUGCUUGGGCAAGUUGUAAAUACAGUGGUUUGUACUCCUUUUUGGGAAAGGCCUUGCUCAUUUCUGUGCAGCCAUUUGAGUCUGGGGGAGCUGCUUGAGUGUGGCUGAAAGCAGCACUUUUUUUUUGCUGUGUUUCUUGAAUUAAUUUGUCUUUUUCUAGGGCAUUACCUGUGCUGUCCACAAUAAGUUUGGGACAAUAAGCAACUUGGACUUCCCAGACAUUUUUUGUAGCUGAUUGAUUUGUCUGUGUACAGAAUUGAGACAGUGGUGGAGAAUUAAAGUAAUUUUUUCAAUGCUUACUAAACUCUGCAAUCACUUCAAGCCUGUACAUGAGCAUUUAUUUUAAAAUGCAGUUUAGUUUUAUUUCAGUAUGUUCCUGGAAGGUUUUGCAGCAGUGACUCAAAGCACUUUACAUUCUGUGUACAGCACUGACAUUUAAAAUGCUAUAAAAAGAAUUAAUCCCUCUUCCCUUGCACUGCUGAAGAAAUGUUAAAUUAUGCAAAUACACAUAUUGUCCUGUUUGUUCCAUGUUUAUAUAUUUCCUGGCUUUGUCAGGUAAUUUUUGAAUUCAAUACUUUUUCCCUCACCUUUUGAAGCCAAAUUGCUUCAUGUACAAAUUCUUCACCUCAGCAUUUCAAGGGUGAACUGCUUUGGGUAAUCUAGAAACUGUUUCAGUUCUGUGGGCUUGAUGUGUGGGAAGAGGAAUUACUUAUUUUUCUUACAGUUCUGAUUCCCUUAGUCUUUACCAAAAUGUGGUUUUAUAAUCUUUAUAUCAAGAGUUUAAAAUUCCUUUUGUAUUUAUUUUGUUACCAUAGGUAUGCUGGAGCACACAGACCUUUUAGAAAGCUAAAAAAAUAGUUUUGAGUAUCAGUUGGAGGAAAAAUGGCUGUUUGUUACAGAUACAUGACAUGGAAAAGAAGCUUCUCCCUGAAAGGCAGAUAAGGGUAAAUAUCCCUCUGUGAUGUUGUAUCAAAAGUGCACAACAAAAGAGGGAGAUUAUUGUCUGUUUUGGAAAUGUUCUGGUGUGUCAUGGCUUACAGAGGAGGAGUCCAAUAGUUCAUCCAUUUAAGAAAAUAAAACAGCUGCUUGUCUGUUCUCUCUGGAAUUCUGUGGGCUUUAGAGUUUCCAAAAUACCAAACUGAGUUAUGGUUCUUUGAAGGUGGUAGGGGAAGAGCAGCAAAGCAAAGCUUUCGUGGCAGUUGGGUCACAAGCUGCUCCUGCUCUUCCUGUGAGCAGAUUCACCAAAUGUGUAACGUCUCAGGGAGAGCAAAUAUUUAAUUAAUGACUUUAAUUAACGAAAGGCUUUGUCCUCUUCAUAUCUUUGCCAUUGCUGUGGGAUGCACUGAAUGGAUUUCAGCUCAUCACGUGUCUCAUAACAGAAAAAACGUGCAAGAUAUUCAAAGUAUCUAUUUUUAUAUAAAAAAAACCUUUGCUUUCUCCUCAAACUCAGCAUUCACCAGCUCAAAGCUGGGUAGCUGCAUUAGCUUUCUAGUUGUAUUCCAGACCUCUGCUGAGAAUGAAAAUUGAGUUGUGUUACUAAACUAAAGGCAGGAUACAUUUAAUCGAUGAGGAGUAUAUGAGAUAUGUGCUGUAUUUUUCAGCCAUUUCAUUCUAAUAGUUCCUUUGAAUAGCUUGUUCUUUUCAGGUGGAAACCACUGUCUUUGCACAUUUCUCUAAAGUAUUUACAUAGAAGAGGAAACUGGAGAGCCACAGUUCUACUGAAACCAUUCUGUAGUGUGUUUGUAGAUAAUCUGAUAAUCUCUGCUUUUAGAACAGGCAGGAAACCAAAACUACUUCAAGAUGAGUCUUUGAAUGCAGCUUGAGCAAACAAGUCCAGGCACAGCUCAGAACACCAAGAGAUGGCUGUUAAAAGUGAUUUGUAUCCUCACAGCUUUGAUUUCCUGAGAACUUGGUUCCUUGCUGGAAAUGAGAAGUUGUGAGAGUGUGCAGAUGAAGGCUGGUGAGUACCUGAUGUGUUGGGCUUACUGUGUGUGAUCUUUGCUAAGAGCUGCACUGUGACUGUGGAACUUUGAGGUGCCACACAUGUUGAGAUUGUGUAGAGAGAUAUAUUUGGCCCUCACUUCAGAAUCCUUUGAGGGAUUCUGCUUGCCUAUUAAUGAGCCUUCAUUACUGCUUUAAUUUUAGAAUGUGAUCUCUGGUUCUGCACAGGUCUGGUACUCUCCAGUGCAGUUACAGGCAUUUAGUUCAGGGAAUAUAACAAUUAGCCCUUAAUAAGCAGCUGACCUCAUUCCCUGCCUCAAUCACAUGCUCUGCACCUGAGAAGAAAAGAUCACAAGCCAAGAACUGAAGUUCAGGCUGUGUUAGAUCAGUGAUAGGAGUGAAACAGUUUGCACAUGAGGCAAGAAUUCUGUUGCCAUCCAGUUGUACUGUGAAGUGUUGGUGUGUCUGAGGUGCUGGGUAAGGGCAGAGUGCCCCUGUUUGCCUGAAAUCCUUCAAUUUAAAUCACGUAUUUCAUUAUUACCUUUUCAUUCUUUCCUGCUUUGACAGGAAGUGAUAGGAAAGGGACAGAAUUUCUUCAAACUGUACAUAGACUUGGCUAAGGGCUAGAAGGCACUGAAAGCAGCACACAUUCAUGGUGUGGUUAGAAAUUGCCAAAAUAAUGCAUUUACUCUUACCAUGUGCUGAUAACACCUGCAAUACUGGCAGUGUUUCUAAUUCUGAAGAUUUCUAGAUCAUGGGAAUCCUGGAAUUGUGAAGCAGAAAUAAAGGAGAGACUGAGGACUGCUGGCCAAUAUCAGUGAGGUGCUUCUUUUUCUGCUGCUGCUGGUUACAGAGAGAUUUUUGAUUAACUAGGGCUUUUUUCCCCCCUUUCAGUAACUGUCUUCCUCAUUAAGCCUCUUUGUGUGGUGAUGCUUUCCUUCUUGCUUUUCAGGAGCUCAGUGAUGUGGAAACUGAUCCAUCCAGGGCAGAAGCAGGCAGGAUUUCUGAUUGAGCAAACCUUAUUCCCUCAUUUAGAUCUCAGCGGUAAGGCUGUGUCUGCCAUUGUUACUUCAGGUUACACAAACAUACCACAACCAAAUUUAUUUUAAAAACCCAGAUCUGCAGUCUCCAUGGGUCUUAAAUUUAGUGAUCUUAGGAGGGCUUAAACUUAGUAUAAACCUAUGAUUUCAAACUAAACAGCCUUAGUUGGUUAAAAUGUCCUUUGGAAGCUGGCCAAGAGGAGGCAAGGAUGUAUAUAAGACUGGGUGUUUGGGGAGGAAAUUGAUAAUAAAAUAGAGUUAUUUUGGUGCAAACAGAGAAAAAUAAAAUGUUCACCUGGGGAACUUCAGUGUAACAAUUUAUGUAUUAAGGAAGGCCCUUUGGCCAGUCCCUGUCACUUGAUGGAACUACAAAAUAGAAAGAAUAAUCUGUUUUCUCUCACUGGCUUGAGCCUGGCCUUUGCUUUGCAAAGUCAGGGGUGUGGGAGUGGGUACCCAGUGGGUGUUUACUCUGUACAAGCCUCUCUUUCCAAGAGCUUCCAGAGGGGCCAAGGACUUUUGUGAGUCUGGAGAUCAGAUUCCUUUUCCUCACCCAUCAUCCUAUCAAAACAGCAAUGUGGAAAAUAGGGUGAUGGUUUGGGGUAUGAGGUAAAAUCCAGGGGCCUGAUAAAUUGAUGUUGAAAGUCUUCUCUGCACUUCCAUGUGGGUAAACUGUUGGGAUGAAAUCUUUUAGAAAACCUCCUCAGGUGCUCAGAGCUGCUCUCAUUUCUCACCCACGCUCUUGGGGGUGGACGUGGGCUCUAAUCAUACUCAAAUUCACCUCGAGGUAAAAAUAGGGAUAUUGCCUGCCCUCUGUAUUUAGAGUUUAAUGUAAUGUGUCCAUAAUGCCUCAUAACUUGAGCUAUGGGGAGUGGUUUCUUUGCUCUGUGCUGUCAGUGGGCUCAUCCAUGUGGUGCUGUAGAGCUGGGGGUUUGCAGGGAGGAAGGAGAGGAGGAGGAGGAGGGGGAAGAUGAAGCUGUUUAUUUCAGCAUCUCUUACCACAUAUUCUCGCACUGAGCACCUUGGCAACCCACUGAGCAUCACGUUCUCCUCACAUGGCUGUCCUCCAGCUGGGGGACUCAUUCUGCUUAAAUUUGCAGAUUAUCAUUUAAAGAAAUGUUCCAGGUUGAGUUGGUGUGAGUUGGCUCAGGAGCUGCUCACCAGCCGAGGAGUGCAGCUCGCUGUGACAGCAGCACGGGCUGCUGCUGAAUAACGACUUCCCAUCGGGGCUGAGCAGCAGAGCUCAGCCUGCCGGCACAGCACUUCCAUAGGUGGAAGCAGCUGCCAGCAGCUCGGCCCGAUGCGUUAACACACCCUCCACCAUCCUAUAGAGCCGCCGGACCAUGGAAUUCGAGCCUUUUAUUUUUAAACCUCACACUGCUGUGUUUGAAGGGUCUCAGAUGUGUCACCUCAUUAGGAUAACGCUGUUUGCCAGCAGGGUGCUGCUAUCAGGGGCUGGAGGCUAAGAGGCAUUACAUUUAAUGUAAAAUACAUUCCUAAGUUGUCUCUGAUUCCAAACAAAAUCUGGUGUUUGGGCUUUGAGCAGAGCAUUGCAGGAUACUUGGAAAUUCCAGCUUUUACCCUGGGAGUGCUUUAGCCUUGCCAGCAGCAGCCUUGUGAGCUUGUGGCAGAACAGCCCCUGGUCUGGGGAAGGGAGUGAGCCCAAACUGCCAAGCACUCCCAGCAGGAUGCUCGUGAUGUGGUUUGGAGCAAACACAUUUGGCUCAUCUUCCUUUUGCCUGCAGAAAGGGAAGAGACCAGGAGCUACUUUAAAGCUGGGGCAAUUUAGAAAAUAGAAAAGGACAAAAAAAAUAUAAAGAUGUAGUUGGGAAAGAAUUGUUUAUUUUGCGUUUCUCAGAGGGAUUUUACAAACAAUGGAGCAUUUUAAAAAAACUGAGUGAUCAAAGUACUUGACAGUGUCCCUUAAACACACACACAAGCCCCUGGACAGAGGAAAUCACACCAGCGAGGAGGUCAAUACUGCCGAGGAGCAGCUGCAUCUGCAUAGUUCUAGGAGGAAAGAUUGCAAUGGUGUUGGUGCUAAAAAGUGUCAUCCUGGCAUUAAAAUAAGAGCGCGCUGCAGUGCCUGCACACGGACCUGCAGGAAACAAAGUGCAUCAAAUAACACGCCGAGUACGUAUUGUAGAAUAAAUUUAUUUACCUGAUACAAAUGAAGCUAGGUGUGAUGCUCCUUUACUGUCAGCAUGUCAAUAGACAAUUGAUCUUAUUUACAACUUCUAAAGGUCACACAUGCAGCUGUGGGAACUGGCUACGUCGUUGUUGCUUUUUAGAUAAAUGCAUCACGAUAUUUUGUAUUGCACCAACAUCUGUCUUACUGCCUUAGAUUUAAAUAAGUUACAUUACAGUGCAAAAGAGGUUGAUUUGCACAGAUGAUAAAAAAAUCCAACGUUAUGAAGUGGAGGCUUACGGUUUAACAUUCAUCUGUAAUCGUUUCCAUGGAUUUAUAAAUAGGAGAGCAUUGUACAGAAGCUGUUGGAGUAGGAUGUUCGGAUGAUACAAUACAGAGAGAGAUCCGUCUACACCCCAAGGCAUGCAUUAUCUGAUAUUGUACAUUGUAUAAACGGACGUUUUACAUACAGGAAUAUGGAAAUCGGCUGACAGCUCCGCAAUUC